CUCUUCCCCUUUUCAGCAUUACAGCAACUCAUACAAGGAUAUUAACGUGUUUUCUUCAUGUCAGAUUUGCCAGCACAUCUGACUUUCCAGGCGUACCCCUUGCAAAUGGCAGAAUGACACGCUACGCGGUUUUGGGAGGAGGCAUAGCGGGAGUCUGCUGCGCGCUGGAGCUAGCUCGCUGCGUAAAACAGGAGAAUGAGAGCGAGGAACGGACCGGUGGUGCUGGAGUGGCCUCAAGCGUGGUCCUCAUCAGCGCCAGCCCGGUUAUAAAGGGGGUUCGAGAAGUGGCCCGGCUUGGUCGCCUGCUGGAGGAGCUGGAGGUGGUGGAGACGUCUCUGCCGGAACUGGCUGCCGGAAGUGACGGUGCGCUGCGGGCUGUGCACGGCGCGGCGGAGGGGCUUGACCUGCAGCGUCAGGUGGUAAAGCUUGCGGGCGGCGGCGAGAUCGCGUUCGACAAGCUGUGCAUCUGCACCGGGGCGCGACCCAAGGAGCUAGGGGUGCCGGGCGCUAAUCACCCCGCCGUAAUGACACUUCGAGACACUGACAGCGUGCAGGAGCUGGCACUCCGGCUGCGCAGCUGUCGACGGCUGGUGCUGGUUGGGAACGGCGGCAUCGCGCUUGAGCUGGCGGGGGCGCUGGCAGGGAAAGAGUUGAUCGGUAGUCACGCCACAGGUGCAGUCUGCCCCACCAACGCCAACAGCGCCAACAGCACUUGCAGCAGGGCAGCCGACACCGCAGCUGGGUCGCCUGCUGGUGCAAGCGCUGCCGGGGGCGGUCGCGAGCUGGUGUGGGUGCUGAAGCACGGACACAUCGGAGACGCCUUCUUCGACCUGGACGCAGCCGCAUUCCUGCUCCAGCACAUCGCGCCUGCGGCGGCAGCCAGCCUUGGUACUACAGGUGCAACAGGGGGAUCAGGCGUAGCAGUGGACGCGGUGGAUGUGAGCAGCCCGGCUGCGCCGCAGAUGGCCGUGGCGGAUGAGGCACUCCUGCCGCCUGCGGCGAAUUUGGCGGGGCGAUCGCCUGGAUAUGAGGCUGGGCUGCAGGCCCGUGAUCGCUACCGGCAUAUGGGGCAUGCAGCCGGCCCCGCAUGGACCAGGGAGCUGCUGCGGGGCUUGAGGCGCGAGCAGCAGGAUGCCGGGCAGGGGCAGGCAGGGCAGUCGCCCGUGCUGGUGUACGAACCAAAGGCGACGGGAGAGGCGGGCGCGGCGUGCAGCAGUGGGCGUGGGGCAGGCGGGGCGUCUGGUAACAGCUCCGCGUCAGCGGCGCUGGAAACAGGGCCAGCAUCUGAUCCCGAGAGUUUCCAUUUGCGCUUAGAGUUUUCGUCGACGGUGACACGUAUAGCGCAUCACGCGAGACCGGCCGAGCCGGCCCAGGCGUCCGCGCUACACCCACAUGCGCCGGCAACGGCGGGGCCUGCUGGUGAGGACGCAGAGCGCAACAGUAGUGGCAGCGCGAGCACCUCGGCCGAGCCGUGGCCCCUGCACGUGACGCUUUCAACCGGCAAAGUUCUGGGCGCGGACCUUGUGGUGGUGGGCAUCGGCGUGGACCCGCACACGGCCUGGCUGCCGCCUGAGCUGGCGCGGGGGCCCGACGGCGGCCUGGUCGUGGGUGCCGACAUGCGCACCAGCCACCCCGCCGUGUGGGCGGCAGGCGACUGCUGCAGCUGUGAGCACUGGUGCACCGCCAGCGCCGACGACGGCGGCGGCGCGCAGCUGGCGGGCCCGCACUGGUUCCAGCAUCGGCUGUGGACGCAGGCGCGUGUCAUGGGCACAUACGCGGCACGCUGCAUGGCGGGCCUGUCGGACGAGCUCGCAUCAGGCUUCAACUUUGAGCUCUUCACACACGUGACGCGCUUCCUGGGGUUCAAGGUAGUGCUGUUGGGGCUGUACAACGGCCAGCGGCUGGAGCAGGAGCCGGCGGAGGACACGCGGUUAUACAGCCGAGAGGGUGAGGCGGAGGACGGCGGCGGCCCAUCCUUCGUGCGGUUGCUGCUGCUGCGCGGCAGGCUGCAGGGUGCCGUGCUGAUCGGCGAGACAGGGCUGGAAGAGGCGCUUGAGAACCUGAUCUUGGAUGGGCUGGACCUGUCGUCCUUCGGCCCCGCAAUCCUGGAUCCGGGCUUCGAGCUGGAGCACGUGUUUGACUGAGGCACAGGCAGGCGUGUGGCUUGGCGUGACGGGCGCAAGCCUGCGGUUUGACGCACGCUAUGACGCUAUGCACCGUUCAAGCAGCCAUGGUUCUUCGAGAACAAGCAAGGUUGUAUUCCGCGCUUUGCUGCGUGACUGGUCUUGGUCAGUGGGCAAUCGCAAUCACACCACCCAUGCGGACAACAGCCCAUGGGAACACGACCGUACCAUGCUGUCACACGCACACCCGCUGUGAAGGGGACCAUCCCGCAUCUGUCUGAAACUUGUCAUCUGUCACGCCGCGUAUGCGCUGAAGUGACCUUCGUUUCAGGCUGUCCUACUGUGUGACCCAGCGCUUAACCCUGUCUGAGCA
This is a messenger RNA of Chlamydomonas reinhardtii, 2496 nucleotides long. RefSeq lists its product as uncharacterized. The record is from RefSeq and is a predicted model, not a curated record. NCBI's taxonomy places the organism in Eukaryota, Viridiplantae, Chlorophyta, Chlorophyceae, Chlamydomonadales, Chlamydomonadaceae. Bases 114 to 2144 code for a protein of 676 amino acids. Gene Ontology annotation, molecular function: oxidoreductase activity. The transcript has 11 exons.